AUGAUUGAUUUAACGGAAGAAAUAACAGAACCGUCAUCCAUACACAUUACAGAUGAAGAUCAGAGAAGAGCUGGUGAUAUUUUUCUGGAUUAUAGCGUAUUUACCAAACCCGUAUAUGAAACACCAAAAAAGCCACAACCUAAACAAACCGGAAUUAGAAAUAUUAUGGUUACAUCAGCAUUGCCUUAUGUAAACAAUGUACCUCAUCUGGGCAACAUGAUUGGAUCGACCUUAAGUGCAAGUGUAUUCGCUUUGUACUGUGAUUUGGCUGGAUAUAAUGUGCUAUCUAUUUGUGGAACUGAUGAAUAUGGAACUGCGACUGAAGCAAAAGCAGUCUCAGAGAAUAUGACUCCUCGUCAGAUCUGUGAUAAGUUUCAUAAGUUGCAUUGUGAUAUAUACAAAUGGUUUCAAAUUGAAUUCGAUUAUUUUGGACGAACUACUACUGAUCAACAUACCGAAAUAGUUCAGGAGUUGUUUAAACGCCUGUGGGAUAAGGGUUUUAUCACUGAAGAUUCUGUUGAACAGUUGUAUUGCGAAAAAUGCCCAAAAUUUCUUGCAGAUCGUUUUGUUGAAGGAGUUUGCCCUUUGUGUAAAUACGAUGACGCACGAGGUGAUCAAUGUGAUAAAUGCGGGCGUCUCAUGAAUGCUGUUGAAUUAAUCGAACCACGUUGUAAGAUAUGUUGUCAAAGACCUGUGGUGCGUUCUUCACGCCAUUUGUUUCUUGAUCUUCCAAAGAUUGAAAGCAAGUUGAGUACAUUCGUUGAACAACGUAUUAACGAUUCCUCUUGUAUAUGGACCUCAAAUGCUUGUACUAUAUCAAAUUCAUGGUUGAGAGAUGGUUUAAAGCCAAGGUGUAUUACACGUGAUUUGCAUUGGGGUGUACCAGUCCCAUUGGAAGCUUAUAAAGAUAAAGUGUUUUAUGUUUGGUUCGAUGCACCUAUUGGUUAUAUUUCGAUUACGGCAAAUUACACAAAACACUGGAAGGAAUGGUGGCAACCAUCUGAUGACAGUGAAAUUGAAUUAUUCCAAUUUAUGGCAAAAGAUAAUGUUCCAUUUCAUGCUAUUGUAUUUCCUUCAUGUUUGUUAGCAGCCGAUGCUGGUUAUACUCUCGUAAAACAUCUACUUUCUACUGAGUAUAUGAACUAUGAAAAUACCAAAUUUUCAAAAAGUCGUGGAAUUGGUGUAUUUGGUGAUGAUGCAAUGAAAUCAGGUGUUAUAUCAGAUGUUUGGAGAUUUUAUUUACUGUAUCGUAGACCUGAAUCACAAGAUAGUGCUUUUAUCUGGGAUGAUUUCAUGUUGGUAAAUAACUCAGAAUUGUUGAAUAAUUUAGGUAAUUUUGUUAAUCGAUCUCUUUCUUUUGUGUCACGAUUUUUCAAUUCGAUUAUUCCAUCAAUAACAAAAUUAGAACCGGUUGAUACGGAAUUUUUGGCCAGAAUUAAUAAACUCUUCGCUACUUAUAUGCGCAAUAUGGAGUUAUGUCAUCUUCGAGAUGCUAUUCGAAAUGUAUUGACAAUUGCUCGUCUUGGUAAUGGUUACUUUCAAGCUAAUCAACCGUGGGUCGCUGUUAAAAAACCGGAAACAAAACAGCGUUCUGGUGUUGUGAUAAGCGUUGCUGCGAAUGUUGCUUGUCUUCUUGGUGCUAUGAUUUAUCCUUACAUGCCUACAAUUGGAAAACAGAUCUGGAUUGAGCAGUGUGAUCUUCAGGAAUCCCAAAUGAGUUUCGUGCAGAUUAUUAAAAAUGAAUUUACAGUGAAGAGGUUGUUACCUGAUGGUCAUCGUAUUGGAAAGAGUUGUAAACAGACAUAAGUAGGAUAUGAUCAACCACAAAUACCCAUCAGCCAGAGGAAUAGGAAAGCUGUAGCAGUAGGAUUGAACCGAAUGAGAAAAAGAGAAAUAUGCAAUUUCGAAGAAGGAUUGAAAGGUGUAGAGUGUUACAAUACCUCAAAUUUAUAAGAUAAAUAUUAGGUAAUUAUAUACGGUUUUAACAGAUUUUACGUCGUAGCAACAUUUUUCAGCUAUAGCAAGUUGGCGGAAGCCAAGAUUUUGUCAAUCAUCAGACGCCUAUCUAUCUUGGCUGACUGCACUUCUAAGGCAACUGAUAUUCAUCUCUUUUUACCAUUACAUGAAGUAUUUUUGAUGCAUUUGAUUAUUUAUUUUGAAUUUCCAAAUUACUAGGAUAAAUUGCACUGAAAGAACUUAAUUUUCUUCUUGUUUUGUAGCCAGUCCCUCUUUUUCGGAAAA
This is a messenger RNA of Schistosoma bovis, 2241 nucleotides long. The record is from the annotation of a GenBank genome assembly. NCBI's taxonomy places the organism in Eukaryota, Metazoa, Platyhelminthes, Trematoda, Strigeidida, Schistosomatidae.